This is a messenger RNA of Nematocida major, 1935 nucleotides long. RefSeq lists its product as uncharacterized. NCBI's taxonomy places the organism in Eukaryota, Fungi, Microsporidia. The transcript has a single exon. The coding region runs from base 1 to 1935 and encodes 644 amino acids. The record is from RefSeq and is a predicted model, not a curated record.
AUGAAAAGCCAGAAAAAGCACGCAGUAAUUUGGGCUCUUAUGUUCGCGCAUUUCCUGGGGGCUCGUGCAAGCGAAAAUCCAAAGAUGCUCCCGGGAGAAGAAGCUUCUGCAAUGGAGAGUCUACACGAUGUGUGCAUUGAGGGGCUGAACCGCCUCCACAAAGUGACAGAACCCCUCCAGUCCAGAGAAGCCAUCUGUACGGCAAUUCGGGCAAUUAACAGGAUGAACCUCAGAAACACGAAGAGAAAGAGUCCCAUGUCGAACGGAAACCACCUCCUAAACCCGGACAUUAAAUCGAUGCGAAAUAACAUCAUGGAUCCAAAAACCGUUACAACAAUUAUUAUGAACAAGUUCAACGCGGGAACAGUUAUAGAAGUAGACCAUCCCAGAAAAAAGAAUGUUUCCAAAGACCCGAAGUACAUGCGUCUCUCGGGGCUCUGUCUUGCCUCUUUUCUCAUGCCCCGAAAAAACACGCAGGGCCUUCUUAUGUGCUCCUUCCUCGAAUGGCCCGUGUGGAAAGAGCAUAGCUACGCCAUAAAUACGAGUAACAUAAAAAUAACGGAAAAAACGAAAAACUUCCUGGAAAACGACUUGGGGAUUCCGGAGGAGAAUAUAUGGUCGGAUCUGUGCGUUCUAAGGAAUGACGUUUUUCGUCCGAAUGCCGUUAUUUUGGAGUAUGUGAGCAGUGAGACCCGGGAUGUCAUCUACCUGCCAAUGCACAUCAAGGACCCACUUCUCCGAGUUUUGCUGAUUUUAUUCGCUGGAAAGUGCAUUCCGGAUACGUGCCUUCUGGGAUACGACGCAACAGUAGAUAUCUACUCGAACCCCAUCGACAUUGACAGGGACGUCUCGCACCUUCUCAUCGUUAAGUGUAUGCUUGUGCUCGCGUGCUCGUAUAUAUCCCCAGAGAAGAGGAGGCAAAUCAACAAAAUGGCAGGAUUCCGGGAAAGAGACAGGAUACUGCGGGUGCAGUACUUGUACUAUAAAUCUGCGAAGUUUGACUCUGCAGAUAGUUCUGUCGAUGAGCUUAUCAAAAUAUUUUCAAACCCUGAAAAAAUAACGGUUAUUACGAUGGAUUCGUGCAUUACCCAGGCGUACAUGUUCGAAUACUCCCGAAUCGCCCCAGGAAAGUGCAAGUACGACCCAACAGAGCAUUUGAAGCCCCGAGUCAUCGAGAAGAUUCUGAAAGACAGAAAAGCCGAGGAGAAAAAGCCCCAUGUCCUGCAAGUGAAGACUCCCGCAAGCAAGGCGGAGGAAACUGUGCGAAUCGAAUGCCCCGAGGGGAGGGACUGGAGCAAUAGCCCUUCCGCGGCAGUGCUUGUCUUUAUGUGGAGUGAUCCCGAAACCCCAGGGAUUGUGUGGGUGCAGAUUUCCGGGAGUUCUCCCUCCUCAGUGAUUUUCAACGGAUACGACGUAAAUAGCCCUGAAUUCCGCCAGGUUUUAUACAGCCUUUUCUUCACGCCUGCAACGAAAAUGCCCACUCUGGAGUACAGUAGAGCCCUCUGCAUAGCCAGGAACAACAAGAGCACGCUCCACUACCUCGCCUGGAUAGACAUGGCCAUGACAGUAAAUGGGCGUGGAGCAUACAAUGACGAAAUAACCGAGAAAAUUCUGGAUAAAACAAUCGAGAUACAAACGGACAGAAGCAGCGGAAUAGACUCACUGCGGGCCCCAAUUCCAAAGGAGAAGGAUCUUCGCCCAAUAUGGGAGGAGAGUCUGUUCGCCAGCUGUGCAGCCGUUGCGAGCUACUACCUCCGAGCGAAGAUCUACAUGGAGAAGAUCUCGAACCCGCUCAAGGAGAAGUCCGGGAAGGAAGACCAGGACACGAUCAACGAGUACACAGGCCCGAUACACGCCCUCCUGGAAGGAUAUGCCGUAAAACCAUCCGAUGACUCGAGCGGAGCAGAUAAACGCACUCCAGGCAGGAACCCAUAG